UGAAUGAACAAUAGAUAAUUUAAAACAGUGUUUUUAGGAAGUUAAAAUGUAGGAAAAAGUUGUAUAGUAAAGAGAAUAGUUGAAAAUAAAUAUGAUGGUAAGACAGAACCAACGAUUGGUAGUUCAUUUCUAUCUAAAACCAUUAAUAUAAAUGGAGAAGAAAUAACAUUCUAAUUAUGGGAUACUGCUGGUUAAGAAGCUUUUAGAGCACUUACUAAAAUAUAUUAUAGAUGUAUUUAUUUGAAUUUGGUAUAAAGUAUAUAAGAAUCCUAAAUUGCCAUAUUAGUUUAUGAUAUUACACAAAAGGAUUCAUUUCGUAAUCUAGAGAAAUGGUAUGAAGAUCUUAAAGAGAAUUGUGAUCGAAAUUAAAUGAUUUUAGCACUAUGUGGAAAUAAAGUUGAUUUAGAGAAUGAUAUUGUCACAUAUGCAGAUGCUAAAAAAUUUGCAGAUAAGAUUAAUGCUGAGUUAUUUUUUGUAUCUGCUAAAACUGGAUAAGGAAUUGAAGGUUUGUUAUUAUUAAAAUAUUGAGGAAAUGUUUGAUAAAGUUGGUACAAUGGCAUCCCAAAUUCAAUUAGAAAAUCCUGAAUUUAAUAGAGG
Messenger RNA from Paramecium sonneborni, 597 nucleotides. Lineage: Eukaryota; Ciliophora; Oligohymenophorea; Peniculida; Parameciidae. The record is from the annotation of a GenBank genome assembly.